AUGGUCGCCACACGUCCGGAUCUAGCUGCUGCAGUGGGAUCAUUAUCCCAGUUCUCGUCCGACCCAUGCCCGACUCACUGGCAAGCUUUGAAGCGUGUGCUGAGAUACCUGCAAGCAACGCCCAAUCAUGGUCUUGAGUUUACACGUGAAGAAGGAAGCCGUAUCUGCGGGUACACCGACGCAGACUGGGCCGGCGACAUUGAGUCAAGACUAAGUACAAGCGGCUAUGUGUUCAUGAUGAACGGAGGAUGCAUCAGCUGGAAAAGCCAGAAACAACGGACGGUCGCGCUAUCUUCAACAGAAGCAGAAUACAUGGCGCUUUCCGAAGCAACCAAAGAAGCAGUAUGGCUCAAAGUGCUUUUGGGGGAACUUGGUGAGAUGACAAGCGACGAAGCGAUCAAGAUGUAUGAAGACAACCAAGGAUCAAUCGCUCUCGCCAAGAACCCGGAGUUCCAUAAGAGAACAAAACACAUCGACAUACGCUACCAUUUUGUGCGUGAGAAGGUGGAAUCAGGUGAAGUCGUUUUGGAGUAUUGCCCGACUCAAGAUAUGCUGGCAGACAUGAUGACCAAGCCGAUCGCCGCUGUACAAUUUGAAAACAUUCGCGAUCGACUUGGGAUCAAGGUGCCGCAGCUAACGAGUCGAGAGGGAGUGUUGAAAAGACAGCGGCUGUGA
Molecule: messenger RNA, 675 nt
Organism: Peronospora matthiolae
Lineage: Eukaryota; Oomycota; Peronosporomycetes; Peronosporales; Peronosporaceae
Source: the annotation of a GenBank genome assembly